Molecule: messenger RNA, 2362 nt
Organism: Limulus polyphemus (Atlantic horseshoe crab)
Lineage: Eukaryota; Metazoa; Arthropoda; Merostomata; Xiphosura; Limulidae
Exons: 10
Coding region: 90-2036 (648 amino acids)
Biological process (GO): interstrand cross-link repair
Cellular component (GO): Fanconi anaemia nuclear complex
Molecular function (GO): protein binding
Source: RefSeq, a predicted model, not a curated record
UUUUUUUUUAAUUUCUUACAGCCUUCCGUUUUGUAACAGGAAGUAGUCCAAGCAUACCAUGUGACGUUGUAGAUGACUGUAUUGGACUUAUGCAGGGAAUUAUAUAUCACAGUAAUGACAUGCAGGUAGAAACUAAAACUGUCAUCUUCUACGUGUCUCUGGCUAUGUAUUGGAUAAGUAUGAUACAGAAGGACACAGAACUUGGAAAAGCUUUAGUUGUCAUCCUGAAUCACUUGAAGGUAGACAUAAAGCUUAGUGGAAAAGGAGUAGUCCAACAAUGGCUGGGAUUAAUUCAUCCUUCAAGUUUAACUCCUUACCUUGUUCCAUCUACCACAGCUUUAUUGACUGUUAGCACAGCUUGCCACUCCAGCCAGAGAGGUCAGUUGGAACAUGCCUUAUCAGCAUUAAAUACUCUUCAGUCCUCCAUUUGGCCCUCCUUUGUGACAUAUUUUAAAGGCUAUUUACACUUCCUAUUACAACAGUAUAAUGAAGGUUUGAACAGUGUUUUGAGGUUCUGGGAGUCUCAGAAUAAACAUCUUGAUAACAAUGUGAAGGCCAGAUUCUGCAAUUUGAUUGGUUGUUUCUUAGAGGAACAGAAAAAGCCAUCUCUAGCUUGGUUCCAGCAGUCACUGAAUGAAGAUUACUCCUUUUUUGUAAGUAUAUGGAAUGUUGCUACAUAUUUCAGAAAACUUGGAAAUCAGAAAGCAGAGAUAAAAGCACUGGAGCUCUUAGUGAAGUCAACAGUAAAUCAAAACCUGUAUGAGAACAGUUACCACAAACUUGAAGGACCAAAUGGGACAGGGCUUUGGCUGCUUUCUUCAGCACCAGAAGUUAGUCAUCUACAGGCUGUUUAUGCUCUUGCUAGACGCUUAUUGGAGAUUGGAAUGUAUCCUCAGAUUUCAACAUGGUACAGCAGGAUCUUACAUUACCUUCACAUUGAUAGGAUAAGCCAGAUUACUCCACCACAAGAAAAAUAUCCUGCUUCUGUUGGAGUUGUUCAUAUUGAAGCUUGCUAUGCACUGAUGCAUUCAGGGUAUUUUCAGAAAUGCAUGGAUGCAUGUGAUUAUAUCCUGACUAUCUUAACGGGUGAGCAAGUAAUGAAAAUGUCUUUUGAAUAUGUGUCAAGGGAACAUAAAAAUACAAAGUUCACUUCCAAUUCAGAGAACUCUGUAGAAACAGCACCUUCAACUAGCUGCGAAGCACAAGUAUCUUGUCCUAGGUCAUUGUCACAGCAAAUUGAAGCUAUAUCUAGAAGUAAUAAAAUUGAAGAAAAAAGCUUCAUUAGUUGUGGAAUUAAAAGAAAUCGACCUCUCAGUGGUGAAGAUGUUUUGGAAGAAGAACUUAAAAUCUCUAGCUGUGCCUCUUGUGAAGUGGUUCGGACAAAUCUUCCAUUUGGAAGUGUUCUGUUUGCAGUUAAAGCUGCAGCUUAUCAUCAUUUGGAAGAGACAGAAGCAGCAUUGGAAGCUCUAAGAAAAGCUCAACAAUUUAUGGAAUCAAGGUCUAUUUCAUUGAUCUCAAAUUUUAAUAAAAAAGAUGAGCAACAAAAAAGACACUUGAGUGCUCCUUGGAAAGUGAUUGGAAAGUCAGGGAAAAUGGAAUUGAGGACAGAAAAUUGGGAUGGGUUAAAUGAACCAUCUGCUAAACGGCCACGACUCUUUCUGAGCACAGAACAUACAAAAACGAAAAUUGAGGAACGAGAAAACAGUGCAACUGUCGAGUUUUCAAAAGAAUCCAAACUUGAUAUCUUCAAGUCUCAGCUUUACAAUAAUCAAGCAGUCUUAAGAAUAAAGAAUAAACAGUUGAAAGAUGCUUUAGUUCUUCUUAAAUUAGCCUUGACAAUAUGGCAAGGAAAUGUGGAUGCCAUCUAUAAUUUGACUCUUCUUCAGUUGCAACUUGGAUGGAAACAACAAGCCCAGCAGACAUGGAAGAAAGGAAGACUUCACUAUGAGUCAAAAUAUGAUGAUUCAAAAAUAUAUGGAUACCUGUCAAUAACAAAAGAACAAAUCAUAAAACUUGACACAGUUCUAGAAAGUUAAUACUGCCUAAAUAUGUUUGUAAGUUAUGAUUGAGGUUAUAAAACGGUUAGUUAUGCAACAAUGUGUGUGUGACUAGUUUAUAGGUACUUAAAUGCUGGUUGUUGUAAAUGGGUAAUAAUGUUCAUGUCUUUACAUUUUGCAUCUUGAAAAAUUAGUUUUGCUAGCAAUUAGUUUUGAUCUCUCCUCAUGAUAUAAACAUGUAAUUGUUUAGCAUUCAGCUAUAUUAGUAUUUUACAGGUCAGUAGGACUGAGAACAUGUAGGAAAUAUUUGGUCACAUACAAGAAGUGUUAGGGUUUUUAUAGGUGAUAUUUUUAUGAUACAUAGA